This is a messenger RNA of Prorocentrum cordatum, 1500 nucleotides long. The record is from the annotation of a GenBank genome assembly. Lineage: Eukaryota; Dinophyceae; Prorocentrales; Prorocentraceae.
AUGAUCAUAGGGGCCUCGGGCGCCGCGGCAAUGCUGGCGGCCGUGUGCGGCUUGGUCGCGUGGGGCGCGCUGCGCACGGCGGCAGAGAGGAUCGAGUUCUCGAUGACGGUGCGCGGCGUGGACUUCGUCCAGCUCUCCUCGUACCCCUCGCUGUGCUCGGAGGUGAAGGGCAAGAUCCGGGAGGUGGUUGCUUCGAGCGCGGUCCGCGACAUUUCACCGGAGAACGUCGCGGUGGUGCUCGCGGCCGGCUCUGUGGUCGCGCGCACCACCGUCUACCCUCCGCCAGGCCUGGACGUCGUCGAGGUGCAGUCCUCGCUGGACUCGUGCACCACCCUGGGCCACGACGUGGCGGCGUCCAUUGCGAGCAUCCACGGCAUCAAGGCAGUCUCUACUGGUCCAGUGAGCGUGAGCGACAUCAGCUACAUCAGUCAUAUAAGGGCGGCCGGGGGCCCUGCGGGCGGCGACCAGGCGCCGCCAGCGAGCACGUCGACCGCUUCCACGACAGCGGUGACCACCACCGACGUGGCGCCGGCGCCAUUGCCGCCGCCGAGUACGACGGUGGCCACCACGUCCACUAAGGCCUCUGCGGCCACGGCCUCAACGACGCCGAGCACAACGGCCAGGACGACCGGAACUCGGCGGAGCACCGCCACCGCGUGUCCCUCAGCGUGUCCGCUGCAGUCAACCCGCACGGUCACCUCUGUCACCACGUCCACGCCCACGAACGGGCAGCCCGUGGACACGGCCCAGUGUGGCCCGGCCGAGGCCAACGUGCGGUACAUCGCCUCGGAUGUCUAUUCCAUCCCAGAGGUGGCCUCGGAGUCCGAGUGCUGCCUCAAGUGCAGGGUGUUCCCCGCCGAGCAGGGCGGUUGCACCGUGUGGGCGUGGGAGUCGGACUGCGAGGGCUGCCGGCACACAUGUACCCUGAUGGGCGGGGGCGAGGACAAGACGCCCGUGACCAAGGUUGUGCAGCCGGGCGUCGUCUCGGGCCUCGCCGAGCGCGCGCCGGAGGACGACGCCGUCCCGUUCCUCCGCGUGCCCAGCGCGGGGCCGUCGCUGUUCUGUUGGGCGCUGGUGCUGCCCGGCACCUACGAAGAGGAGCUCCUGAAGAUGCAGCACUCUAAGAACUUGAGCAUAUUUGGCUGCGACGGGUGGGACGUGUACAGCAACAUGUCUAUAACUCUCGACCGAGGUCUGAAGACGCGCAUCGUGGACAGCGACCUGUCGUGUGAUAUCGGAGGGGAGUUCAUGACGGCCUUGAACACCGAGAUAUUCCUUGCGGUCGCGCCCGCCCGCAUCCCAGGCUUCGCCCGCGUAGUCUUCAGCGACAAGCGGUACCUCGGCUUCGAGUGGACCGAUGUGCUUCCGUUGCGCGCGGGGGGAGUCCGCGUCGGCGGCGAGCAGCAGGGGCGUGUGGCCAUGUGGGGCGUGCGCGCCUACCUCUUCUGCAGUCGCGGGCCGUCUGGUGCAGUCGCAGCUGCCGCACCACAGUGGACGUGA